Molecule: messenger RNA, 2854 nt
Organism: Schistosoma intercalatum
Lineage: Eukaryota; Metazoa; Platyhelminthes; Trematoda; Strigeidida; Schistosomatidae
Source: the annotation of a GenBank genome assembly
CAAACACCACAAAAUGUCUACAACCGAUACACUAAAUGAACCAUACAUAUCCGUAAUCACUGACUAGAAUUGACAACGCCUGAUAUCAGUUCAGUGUGCCCAGAUUUAGUUUAGCAACUGCUUAAAGGCUCUAAUUAUAUUUUUGAGGACUGUUUGGCGCAGUUAACUUUCAGUCUAUUUUCGUGGGUGGCUAUUAAAUUUUAUGGUUGCUUGUUCGUGAUUGAAGGCCGUUCCUCAAGGUUGUACAUUUAUAUGCUGUGGUUAUGAUGCCCGGUGGCGAAUCUGGCGAUGAUAAAGACACAAAGCAAAAAGAAGAUGUGGAGAAAAGAAAUCAGGAGAUUCGUGCCAGUAUUCUAGCACAAAUUCUCGAUCAAGAUGCAAGAGCACGUUUGAAUACCAUUGCGAUCACAAAGCCAGAAAAAGCUAAAAUGGUUGAAAACAUGCUCAUCAACAUGGCUCAAACUGGACGUCUUGGACCAAAGGUAUCAAUAUAUCGUAAAGUAUUACUGUGGGUGUAUACUGUAGUAGCAAGUGUUGAGAUUUGAUAUUGUGGUUAACUUUACAGACAUUCUUUUUUUAUUUGAAGUGUUUCAGGUGGGUUUUUUAACGAUAUUCAGCUAAUCGUACAUGCAAAUACGGUGUUCUGGUUAUCAAUCGACGUACUCGUUUGAGAACGAUCACCUCGGAGAGCGUUGUUUCGUUAUAAAACUUUAACGUUAUUAUCAUUAACUGCAAGAUUACUACUUUUGUGGUGUUCUCAUCCCAGAAUCUUAAUAAACACAAGCCGUUUAUUUCGACGUUAUGAACUACUUGUAGCUUUCAAUGUUAGUGGCUUAGGCUGCAACACUUUAAUCGCAAGACUUUUACCUCGUAAUUACUUACGAUAGCGGAAGUGUUAUUGCAGAACGUGAGUACCACUAAAAACUAACAAUCACAUGUAGUGUAUAUUUCAUUCAUCGAGGCCAUUGAAGUCCACAAAUGUAUGUGUCUGUAUUGUUCCUUCUCAUAUAUCGUGUUAUUGAGAUCUCUUCUAUACAGUUGUAUAAAGAGGUCCUCGUACUGUGUAUCCUAGUAAAUCUGACUAGAUCAGUACCUUCCACAAGAGUAAAAGCUCCAGACGCACCACUUUGUUCUCAGGCUAAGAAUGUAGUUAUCUCCCAGUAAAUGCGGUUUAAAAACAAAAAUAGGUUUAAGUAUUAUAUGCUGACAUCCUUGAGCAGCUUGUCAGCCAGUCUGAAAACACUACCUAGUUGUAAAACAAUAAACAAUGCAAAGUAGUGGAAUAACAGCUUGGAUCCAAAUAAUUAACUCACACAUGUCAAUUUAUCCAUUGUAGAAGAAAAGGGUCAAUUUCACAUAUAUGUUAGGAGUCGGGCUAGUGUUGUGAGUUAGAGUAAUCACCUCGUAGGACUUUCGUCACCGACUAGCAUCAAUUCUAAUCCCAAAAGGUUAGGGUCAAAUAUUUUGUAUUAAACUGAAGUUUUGAGCUAGUUUUACAAAUUUGGAUCAAGGUUUCCAGCACGAACUGAUAUCAGCUAUAAUACAACGCUUCACCACCUUUUUGUUGACGAACUUCAGUAAUUCAGGAUUGACAUUCACUGUAAGCAUAAAAAUGAGAGAACAUCAUUUAGCUUCACUAAACACUUGAUUACGCAAUGAACGACAUGAAGUAAUUAAAUACACAGUCUGCAUUAGGAGCAGAUGUGUUUAUUGACUUCAAGCAUUUAACGAACCAAAUAUUGCCAAUUUUCAUUUAGUGAAUAACAACGUACAUUAUCACAGUACUUUGGAUUUCGCGCAAUACACAAAAGGCAUUAUCUGACUUGUGCCUGGUCAACUUAAGGCCUUCGGUUCACGUUUUCAUGAAAAUUUCUUUCAGCAUUUUGAAAAGUAUGCUCACCACAAUUAUUAUAGUAUAUAUGAUGUAAAAAUGUAAACAGUCUGGACCAUUAUGUCUUGUAGCGUUGACUUUUUUGAGCUAUUGCAAGAUAGUAUUUCUGGGAGCCUUGGUUACAUCCAUACAUCUUUAGUAGACUUAGUUAGUUCUUAUCUAUCGGCUUCACAUUUCCAAAACCCAAUAAAUAGGUAUAACAAAAAAGUUAACGUCUUUGUUAUAGAUUUUUGAAAGUUGUUGGGUAGAAAUGCAACUUCGCAGUCUUCUAUGAUUAAAGGCAUUUUGGUCACUUGGAUAUUUCCAAAUAAAAGUUCCACUCGAGGGAAUCAGAGUAGCCAUAUGACAUAUUGUUCUAGCGAUUAUAAAUGAAUUUCAGACACAUACUGGUUUCUCGAGAAUUGAUUUUUUCACAGCCGUUUGUGUCCACUAACCGUGUUUCUUCAGUAUAUGAGGUUUAAAGCUCUAUUUCGUUGUCUCAACCAUAAAUUUGAACGGAAGUCCUAAUUGUUUUGUUUGGAAAGUAUUUCUGUAAUAAAGUACUGUUUGUAGAAUAGUUUUACCUUCUUAUCUGUGUAGUAUGAUGAAGUUCCUUGCUAGUCAUAAACCAUACAGUCAAACAAAUACGUUGAGUUUCGUCCCGCUUCUCAAGUUUCCGUUGUUCGUGAUUGCUAAUGUUUUUUAGUAUUUUUCUUAUAUCUAACUCAUUUUAGCUGAAUGAAGAGCAGUUAAAACAAAUUCUCCUGCAGGUUUCUUCGGGUACUCAGAAAUCUACCACAGUAAAGUUUGAUCGUCGUCGCGCAGCUAUCGAUUCAGACGAGGAUUCACUUUAAUGUUUGUUCAACUGAAUUUCCGAAGUAAGGCAUGUAUAUGGAUGAAGAUUUGGAUAUAUAUAGAUUUUCUAAUUUGUAAUAGGAAGAUUAAUGGCGCUGUAAAAAUAAUUAAAAUUUGACUUGAUUGAAA